Molecule: messenger RNA, 1341 nt
Organism: Cladophialophora yegresii CBS 114405
Lineage: Eukaryota; Fungi; Ascomycota; Eurotiomycetes; Chaetothyriales; Herpotrichiellaceae
Exons: 1
Coding region: 1-1341 (446 amino acids)
Source: RefSeq, a predicted model, not a curated record
AUGUCCAGCACACCAGGUAGCGCUACAUCCCUCCUUCACGGCUACCUCGAUCCCACCCACGUCUCGAGCCUCUACGCACACUGGAUCCAUCGACCGACGCCGUGGCCAUGGGUCCUCGGGAGCGUCGCAUUGUCCAUCAUACUUGGUUUCCUGGGAGUCCAAGCCUCAUACAAGUCCUGGGAGCCGAAGCAUCAACGCGGUGCUAAUAUCGAUCAUAUCCUCCUUCACCCCUACCCACACGAUCCCAAAGCCUAUUAUCCCCUGCACCAACGGAAUCCGAGCGACGCCAGCGCGGUCUCGUUCUCCUCAUACGGCGAAACCAACAGAUACGGCGGCCUCGGGCGGUUUGCCCUGGUAACAUCGAUCAUCGGCAUAGGAUGGUCAACCGUCCGUGCCAUCGCAUUGGUGGUGAUCCUGAUCGCUAUCACAAGAGGCGACACACGCCACACAUACCCCGGCGUGAUCAGCGUGGUCAUCAUGUUCACCUCGGUGCAAACGUACCUGGGCAGCCGCGCGAUGCCACGCAUCCUGUACCUGCUGAUCCUCGUCGACCUGUGCGUCAUCUACGCGUGCAUCAUCCUGGCGCUGCUCUCCUUCGUCAAGCACAAGGAGACGUCGUACCAAGAAUUCACAGUCCAAGGCGGCACCUGCCCAUGCCUCCUCGGCUUCAAGACUGGCCGCAACAUGCGAUCGUGCGCGGCGUUCGCGGACAAUCUCCCCGACCUUGUCGGCUGCGACGCCACCUUCGAACCAUACGGCCCCAACCACACAAUGACCUACCCAAAGUCAUGUCUCCUGUCCGACAGGAACCAAGACCCAGACCUCGACCCCAACCUCAUGACAUACAUGGUGUUGGCAGAGAUCAUUGUUGGGGGAGUCGGCCUACUGUACGGCCUGAUCGUCCUGCUCUUCGCCUCGCGCUGGAUCCCCGACGCAAUCAGGCACCCGUCACAACUCCUGCACGCGCUGACGCUCAAGGACGCCAAAACGCACGGCCGCGACCGCGAGUACGCUAGCCUCUCCCUCCCGGAGAAGCUCAAGACGCACAAACUGCCGGGCCGGGCCAUCGGCAUGACGGUCCUGGCGUUCAUCGCGCUGUUGAUGUUCGCGGCCGUGACCAUCGUGGUGCACGUGCUCGAUGAAACAAGGCCCAUCCGCCUCUUCUACAGGGAUUCGGCGGGCGUGCUGGACGUUCCCGUCCCAGGCACGGCCGCCGCGGUGGGGGGAGCCAGUUGGAGUGACUGUUUCGUCGUGGACACGCCGUUCUCGGGGGAUGGCAAUUUCAGGGAGUGGUGGGAGUUCAGACAGAGUCGCAUUCUCCGGGCCAUGGCUCUGGCGUAG